This is a messenger RNA of Effrenium voratum, 246 nucleotides long. The record is from the annotation of a GenBank genome assembly. NCBI's taxonomy places the organism in Eukaryota, Dinophyceae, Suessiales, Symbiodiniaceae.
AUGUCAACGACCCCAGGCCGCCUUGAGACGACGUCGAGUUUGGGGCAGCUCUUCGGCUCGGAGGGCCUGCAGGAGGGCCCUGCCAUCGCAGAACUUCUACGGGCACGGCGCCUCUUCACCUUGCAAGACAUGGUGUACCUGGCGCCCUGGGAGCUCCGGGACUGGCUCCUCAGCACCGAGGAGGAGGCCGAAGAGCUGCUGCAGCGCGGCUGGGCGGCUCUGGCGGCGCCUCCAAGAAGCGCCUGG